Messenger RNA from Humulus lupulus (European hop), 785 nucleotides. RefSeq lists its product as uncharacterized. The transcript is spliced from 2 exons. The coding region runs from base 209 to 535 and encodes 108 amino acids. NCBI's taxonomy places the organism in Eukaryota, Viridiplantae, Streptophyta, Magnoliopsida, Rosales, Cannabaceae. The record is from RefSeq and is a predicted model, not a curated record.
GAGUUAGUGGUAUCAGCUAUGUGUCCAGAUUGUAAGCCUAUAUAUAGGCACCUAUUGAUUCAAUGAAGAGUGUGCAGAAAAAAUUAAUUUCUAACAUCUCUUUCUCUAUAUAUUUUAUAUUAUAAUUAUCCUAAAGAAAAUAGCUUUGUCUUUUCCCCAACAAAAGUGGUAUCAGAGCAAUAAAGUAUCCUGAGUGGUGUGGGUAACGAUGGCAGCAAAUGGCAGAGGCUCCAUUGGUGUUUUUCAACCCCUUAUUCCUAUUUUCAAAGGAGAGUGCUACGAAUUUUGGAGUAUCAAAAUGAAGACCCUGUUCAAAUCUCAAGACCUUUGGGAUUUAGCGGAGACUGGCUUCAACAGCAAUGAAGCAGAUGAAGGGCGUUUGAGGGAAAAUAAGAAGAAAGAUUCAAAGGCAUUAUUCUUUCUUCAACAAGCAGUUAAUGACACCAUUUUUUCUAGAAUUGCAAUGGCAUCUACCUCAAAGGAGGCUUGGGAAACACUGCAGAAAGAAUUUAUGGGCUCAUCAAAGGAUCCGUAGUGGCUCAUAAUGCCGGAAUGGUGGAGAAGCUUAGAGCUGGACUGCUAAAGUUGUUGGGAUCGAUGGGCUUGCGAUACCAGAGGGAUGGAGAGAUUUGUUGGGAUCGUUGGGCUUGUGACGCUGGAUGAAUGGAGAGAUGUAUCGUGUCGCUUCAUUAUAUUUGGUCAGAAUGUUGAGAUAAGAAAAUUAGUAAUCAGAAUGUUGUAAUCGGUGUGGAAGAAGAGUGUCCAAUUAUGGCUAAGAGACUCAA